This is a messenger RNA of Aedes albopictus (Asian tiger mosquito), 1373 nucleotides long. RefSeq names its product alpha/beta-tubulin-N-acetyltransferase 9. NCBI's taxonomy places the organism in Eukaryota, Metazoa, Arthropoda, Insecta, Diptera, Culicidae. The record is from RefSeq and is a predicted model, not a curated record. Gene Ontology annotation, molecular function: N-acetyltransferase activity. The coding region runs from base 113 to 724 and encodes 203 amino acids. The transcript has 3 exons.
CUAUCGGGAUUGGUGAGAUUUAGCACAAGAGACGAUUGAUUGUUCUUCUGAACGAAAGAGCACAGCUGUGAAGGAAACAUAAGUUUAAUCCACAAAUUUAAAGAUAGUGAAAAUGAGACUCAACGAACAUCUCAAAAUUGUCGGGAAUAACGUGAUACUUGUGCCGUAUGAAAGCAAGCACGUGCCAAAGUAUCACGAAUGGAUGAAAAGCCCAGAACUUCAGGAGCUCACCGCGUCAGAACCACUAUCCCUGGAAGAGGAAUACCAGAUGCAGAAAUCCUGGCGAGAGGAUGAUGAUAAAUGCACAUUCCUAAUCCUGGAUAAAGCCGAGUACGAUGGAAGUGGAGACGAGAUAGCUGCGUUGAUCGGUGAUACCAAUAUAUUUCUACAGCCGAACGAUUCCGAGGAGGACGACGAUGGCCUCAAAACCGGAGAAAUAGAAAUCAUGAUCGCGGAACCGCUAGCCCGAGGGAAACGUUACGGAUGGGAAUCGACACUGCUGAUGCUCCUCUACGGCAUCAAACAUCUGAACCUGCGGCGAUACAAGGCAAUCACCAAGGACACCAACGACAAAUCUAUGCAAAUGUUCACCAAGAUGGCAUUCCGGGAGGUGAAACGAGUUCCGGUGUUCCAAGAAGUUACCUUCGAAAAACGAAUCGACGACGAAUGGGUCAGCUGGAUCGAACGGGAGAUUUCUUUCGCGAUUGAACCGUACCCUAGCUAGGCCGUGCGGAUAUACUUUUCUUGCAUUACAGAUGUUUUUUAUUGUUUUUUUAAUUCUAAUAGAUCGAAUUCUGUUCUUUUAGUCUUUAUGAUUUCCUCACACUAAUUUCCACCUCGGCUGUUCCUUUUUUUAGUCUCUUAUUUUCUUACGAUCAACUGAUUUCCUUCGUCUAAACCUAAUCAGAGCUAUUAUCUCCUUUCUUAUGUGUCAUUCGGAUUCACAUCUACCCUUACUACUACUGCUACUUACUAAUUGGUUGAUGGGGCAGUGCGCACAAAUGGUUCUGUACUCUCAUUCUACAUUAGCUAUAUUUGGCAGAUUUUUUUUUUAUUCAAUUCUUACUUUUUGCUUCACUCCUUCCCGCUUCUUUUUUAUUAUAAUUUAAUUCGAUUUAGCUUCACUAACAUUACAUACACAAGAAAAGAUGUUUAAACUAUUAGAUUGCAUUUUUCCCUCAGAUAAAGGCGACAGCUGAGGCGUCGUCCAAAAGUUACGUAAAGAUCGGAUGGAGAAAAGAUAUCCGCCCGAGCGGUAUGCAACUUAUUGAUGCCACAAGCUAGAAUACUAGUUUAGAGAAACAGAUUAGAAUGAAAACUGUUUUUUUUUCUUCAGGAAAGAAUAAAGAAACGACAGCUGAGUCGCCAAAAGA